GCCGAAUAAUACAACAGGAAGUAAGCUCUCCGCAGCAGCAGCAACAACAACAACAGUGAUUGGUUUGACCUGUAAUCAAGAUGGUGGACAGCACGCUGAAUGAUCCAGAUUAUUUGAAAAAAGCUAUAGAGUUCUUCGAGAAGUUCCAAUGGCUCUACACAUUACCAACUACCAAAGUUUUAUACCCGGGUGCUCUGGAUGAAUUUCCACCUGAUUGGUUGGAUUCGCUCAGAAAUAUUGAAAUUGAUAAGUUAAAUAAUUUAGUUGCCAAAAAACAGAUCGAAGUGGUAUUGCCCGAAACACUUAUUAACUUUAUUGUAAAAUGUAAAAAGUUUGAUAAAUUACCUAUUCAAGACAUAUCUGCUGAACCUCAACAGUUACCCAAAGUAUUUGCGAAGUUCAUGAGCGACAAGAAAAAACAUGAAAUUUACAAUCUAUCCAAAGUCAUUAACGAUCACUGUCGAUCUUCAAAUAUAUCAUUAAUUAUUGAUCUUGGUGCUGGUUUAGGCUACAUCGGUCAACUAUUGCAUUAUCUUUAUGGAUACAAAGUUUUGGCUUUGGAGUCAAGACAGAAAAACAUAGACAUAGCUCGGAAUCGACAGAAUCAGUAUUUUCCUGAGUCGAAAGGUUUAGUGAAAUAUGUGUGUUGUAAUGUCACAAAAGACUCUUUAGAUGAAAUUGAAAAUAUUUUAAAGACUGAGUUCAGUGAAUCAAGUGAUGAAAAAGUGUGUUUGAUAGGAUUACACGCGUGUGGUGACCUCAGCGUAAACAUGUCAAACUUAUACUUGAAUAUGAAGCAGGCUCACAUGUUUAUUCUAGUAUCUUGUUGCUAUCAUAAGCUCGAGCAGGAAACUGCUUAUGAAACUGGAAGUAGCGAAAACUGCUUCAAGGGCUUCCCUUUAUCAAAUAUUUUAAAAAAUGCCUUAAAAAAGAGUCAUGCAGACGUUGGAAAAUUAUUUGGCCGAACUUUUAUGAGAUUGGCUUGUCAAGAAACGCCAGAUCGCUGGGAAAAUAUGUCUGAGCAGGCUCACGACGAACACGCUUUUCACGUUCUUGCCCGAGCCGUCCUGGAACUGUAUACUUCUGAGAAUGGUUUUCGACUGAAAAAACAUGUUUGCAAAGCUACCAGGAAAACACAGUGCGGCGAUUUCGAAAGUUACUUGAAGGAUUCAAUGAAUCGGUACUCUCUGCAUGAAUCAGAGAGCGAUAAAGUGAUACCUUGGACUGAAGAAAUUGAGGAAAGUAUUAAAAGGCUGUGGAAUGAAAAAAGCAGCAGUCAAAAGGACGUUGAGUUGUACACAGGUUUACAGUAUUUACUGCAAAAUGCUGCAGAAUCUUUGGUACUCGUUGAUAGAUUAUUUUAUCUUAAGGAAAAUAGUGUUGAUAGUUAUCUUUUACCGACAAUGAAUAGGUCUUUAUCGCCAAGAUGUUACGCCAUUGUAUCGACCAAAAAAAAUUAAAUUUUAUUAUUUUUAAUGACAAAACCUGUGCUACUUACUUACACUUUACAUAAUUAAUUGUUCAAUUUUACG
Messenger RNA from Trichogramma pretiosum, 1532 nucleotides. Its product is annotated as protein RRNAD1-like. The transcript has 5 exons. Bases 81 to 1460 code for a protein of 459 amino acids. The record is from RefSeq and is a predicted model, not a curated record. Lineage: Eukaryota; Metazoa; Arthropoda; Insecta; Hymenoptera; Trichogrammatidae.